This is a messenger RNA of Linum tenue, 1242 nucleotides long. Lineage: Eukaryota; Viridiplantae; Streptophyta; Magnoliopsida; Malpighiales; Linaceae. The record is from the annotation of a GenBank genome assembly.
AAGCGACAACAGCAGAGUGGGAGGGAGCUGGAAAGGAGCAGCCUUUCGGUCAUAAUCAUUGCAAACAGCAUACCACGGCAUAGUCAAUUGAUCCAACGUUUUAUCGGAAAUCAUUCUAGUUGGCACAUGGCCACGACUGCUAACGGCGGAGGAAAAAGAGGUCCCGGCGGCGUCAGAGACGAGCCGGUGGAGAAGAUGGCCGAGAUAAGCAAAACCCUAAAAGAAGGGGAAAGGAUUCUGGCGCCAACCCGAAGGCCCGACGGUUCUCUUCGAAAACCUAUUCGGAUUCGUGCAGGUUAUGUGCCUCAAGAUGAAGUCGCUAUCUACCAGUCUAAAGGUGCCCUGUGGAAGAAGGAGAUGGAAUCACAUCAGUCAGUACCACCGGGUUAUGAUCCUGUAGAUGCAAAACCAAAGACCAAAGCUGCCAAGAGGAAUGAAAGAAAGAAGGAAAAGCGGCUUCAGGCUGCUCUUGACAAAGGCAAGAACUCUGAAGGAGAUGUGGAUGAUGAGAAUGAAGAAGUGCACUCUACUGGAGAUUUAGGUCAUACAUCCAAAUCCAUUGAAGCAUUGACAUCUCAGAUGAAUGCGAUAGCUGUUUCAGAAAGGUCUGCUGGAGUAACUCCUCCAGUGGACUCAUUGGAAGCUUCAUGUCCUGAGCCUGCCGUCCAGGAUAUUGAUAAAAAAAUUAGGGCUCUCAAAAAGAAGAUUCGGUUGGCAGAAGCUCAGCAGCAGAAGAAUGCUACAGACAGCGUGAAACCAGAGCAGUUGGAGAAGUUCACGAAGUUGGAAGGUUGGCGUGAGGAGCUGAAGCUCCUGGAAUCUACAAGGGUCGAGCAGGUAUCAUCCUGAUUGGCAGGGUUUCCUUUUUCUCUUACCAUUUAUCUGAACAGCAGUGUAGUUUCUUUGAACCCUUUGUCUCGUCCCGAUUGUCAAAAGCAUUGAAAACUCUUGGAGACCCAAUAUCCAGAUCAUCUCGACUGCAACGGUUUGCUGUUUAACUUGUCUUUUCUAUUUCAUACCGUGUUUAGCCCACAUGAUAUAUCCUCUAUAUAUCCAGUGCCGAGUAAAAUAAUCACCAAGGUUUAGUCUGGGUUUAGUCUUGAGACGUGACAAGGGAUGAGAGAUUUAAACCAGGAUACUGGGCAAAACAGUUCACUCUGAUCAUGUUGGCUGCAAAUUUAUUUCUUGCGUCUGUUUCUUGUGUCUUGUUUCAACGGUUCAUCUUUGAAUGACGCUCCUUUU